This is a messenger RNA of Saccostrea cuccullata (small rock oyster), 695 nucleotides long. RefSeq names its product ficolin-2-like. Bases 144 to 695 code for a protein of 183 amino acids. The record is from RefSeq and is a predicted model, not a curated record. The transcript is spliced from 4 exons. Lineage: Eukaryota; Metazoa; Mollusca; Bivalvia; Ostreida; Ostreidae.
CAACUUGUUAUAUAUUAUAUUAUAUUACAGAUUUAAAACUAACAAGGAAUUGUAGAUAUCACCAUCUUCUUGGGCACACACAGUCUGGCGUAUAUGAGAUAAACCCUUUUGGUAACGAGACCAGUGUCAGCGUGUAUUGUGACAUGGUGAAUGAAGGAGGAGGGUGGACAGCUAUCCAGAGACGUGUGAGUGGAUCAGUGAGAUUCAACAGAACGUGGGCGGAAUACAAGGAUGGAUUUGGUUUCCCUAAUGAUUCUUACUGGAUUGGAAAUGACGUCAUACAUCAACUUACCAAGAGAAGGAACUCCUCCCUCUACGUAUCUAUCACACUGACUAAUGGGAAGAGGCUCUAUGAAUUAUACAACCAGUUCUCUGUUGCUGACGAAACCAACAGCUACCGACUUUUUCUUGGAGGACCAGCUACCGGGACCCUGGGUGACUCUAUGUCAGAUACAGGUUCUUCUUACUACGAUCUGUCUGGGAUGUCCUUCAGUACCCCAGACAGAGACAAUGACAAGUGGAGUGGUAACUGUGCUGCUGACAGUAACAAUAGAGGAGGCUGGUGGUUUAACUUCUGUAACCACGCCUUCCUUAACGGUGAAUGGUCCCCGGAGUUAUGGGGCCGGUCAUGGUAUCCCACAGUGACUGGUAGUAAACAGAUAAAAGAUACCCUCAUGAUGAUCAAACCUAACUGA